AUGGGUUUACCCCUGUUUGUGGAACCAGUCGAAUCAGACUUGCCCAACAAGACUUCCAUUAAGACGGGAGCCACCUCUCCUCCGCGCUCCUCCUCGCGACGCCCAAGCCGAUCAGAGAUCCGCGAUCGUCGCAGCGGCAUAAGACGUGCGGGUGUGCGAAUUUACAAUUCGGCGCAGCGAAACGUGCCGCGCAAUGCGCGUGAACGAUUGCUUCCAUGGGUUGAAUCGUCGUCAUCCAGAACCCAAGAUCCAACCGACGCCGCUGCAGCAGACCGUCGAUCAGGUAUCUUUCGUGAGGUGCUUCGAGAGAUGAGUGGGAGUGAUGAACGUCGCAGGGAGCGCCUCGAAGAGCGCAUGAGUGCGCUAUUCAACUCUACUUCAGGGUCAGCGCCUCCGGAACACGAAAAUAUGUCUGAAGGGGUUGAUCUCGGGUGGUGGUCAGCCGGAGAUGGCUCUCGUUUGGCCCAUGUGAGACGGUCAAGAGUGCACGCCCCUCAAUCCCAGACGAACCGGAUUGCAGACGGCCCUCUGCUUCUUCCGCCCCGCAGAGCACAUCCUCGCCAACAGCAGGAUAUAACCGCUACUCGCAGCGGCGAUUUGUCGCCACUUGACCCUUAUUUACUUCGCAGCCUGAAUGCCCGUCAGAUGAUGCCUAGUCGACGCGGUGCCUUGGGUAUGGAUGGCCUUGGUGACCGAGAGAGAAGCCUGAGCCCGGAAGGAUGGGAUACACUUUUGUCCACGCUGACACCAGAUCCACAACCACCAAGCGCAGGCUCGUCCUUUGCAUCCGUAGCAGCUUCCCAAACCGCCGGACCGUCAUCAGGUACACCUACCUCGGCUCCGGACAUUAUGGAGGAAGCACUUCUGGAUGCCCCCUGCGAAUCGGGAUGCGAAAACUCAGACUUGGACAUGGAUGAUGCGGAUUAUGAGCAUCCUGAUUUCGCGCGUAUCCGGCGAACUCGACAAGACAGAAGGAACUUAGAAUUAGUGCGGGCAAACCGACUUGCCUUGACCUCGGGAGACCCUAGGAUGGAAACCACGGGGCAUCCCACACCUGGCAGCCGCACAACUAGACAAAUUAACACGGCAAACGGGCCCCUUACCAUAUACGAGUCUUCCGGGCGACUGGGUCAAGCAAUCGAGCCGACUCGCCUGUCUCGACCCUCCACUAACAACUCGCCAGGCGUCUGGGUCGGCCAGCUCUCAGUCGGGGCUUUAGGUCAAGAAGACGGCGACGCUGACGGGCCCAGUCAGAACCCAGAAGACGCUACGUUCCCUACACAAUCCAAUGCAAUGGCCUCGGAAGACGACUGGGCGGGCAUGCAACGCAUUGUGCGAAGCCUUGCCCGGAGAGAAGACAUCCCCGAUGAGUGGUGGGCUGAUGCUGGUCUCAGCCGCACACUCAGACAGGAGGAAUCUAGUACGACGAGCAACGGUACUAUGCGUCAGGGCAUCUAA
Molecule: messenger RNA, 1458 nt
Organism: Metarhizium brunneum ARSEF 3297
Lineage: Eukaryota; Fungi; Ascomycota; Sordariomycetes; Hypocreales; Clavicipitaceae
Source: RefSeq, a predicted model, not a curated record